AUGUCGAAACGACUUGAUGAUGGUGAUGAUGAACCAUGGAAGCCAUAUGAUUCCAGUCCACUCGAUUCUAUAUCUUUAAACCAAGAAUCUCAUUCAUCAACAUCAAAUAUGUUUUCAUCUACAAAUCCUUCUUCUUCUUCUUCAGCAAUAUUAACAGAAGGAAGUCAACCAAUUGACAUUAAAGUUAUUAUUCUUAAUCUAAAAAUAAAAUAUGAUCAUUCUUAUAUUCGUGAAUUUGUUAAAGAACUUACACGUCCAGAUGAUAAUAUGAUAGUUAAUAAUCGAAAAUUAUCAAUUUUACAACUUUAUACACUUCAUAUAUUAAAUGAUUCUAUUGAUACAAGUAAUCAAACAAUAUGUAAAAUUUAUCGUCCAACAUUAUUUACACGUAAAAAUGAUGCAUUUGGUCCAUUUAAUCAUUAUUUUCUAUUGAAUUUAUUUGAUAUUGAAUAUGAAUGUCAAAAUGGUGAUACUUUUCCAAAAUUAUGGAGAACAACAAAUGAUACAAAUGUUAUUGUUCGAGAACUUCAUAUCGGUUCAACAAAUAAUAGUAAUCUGACAUCAAUAACAGAAGUUAAUGUAAAUGAUAAUGAUACAACAACAUUGUAUGGAGUAUUACGUACGAUUUGUCGAGAAAAUAAAUAUGAUGAAAGAGAUGCAAAUAAAUGGAUUGCUGCUCUUAGAGAUGAAAAUAUCAAUACAAUUGAUCAUUUACGUAGUAUAACAAAAGAUGAUUGGGAUAAAUUGAAUAGAAUUAGUCAUGUUGUUAAACAAUUAAUACGAGAUUAUAUGCAAAUUAAUAGUGCUAUUGCUUCAUUUCAUCAAAAUAUAGAUCCAUAUAAAGAAUCAACAGCAACAUUAAUAGGUGAUAUUCAUCGUGUUCGACGUUAUUUUUAUUAUACAAUAAAAAAACUUUAUCUUAUACCAUAUUUAUCACGUAAAGCAGUUGAUUUAGCUAUUGAUGAAGUUAGAAAAACUUACGAUGAUGAUGGUAAUAUAUUAAUUAAUAUUCAUAAUUAUUUACGAACAUUUUGUUUGGAAAAUAAAAUUGAAGAUAAAGCAUUAUAUGAACAAAAAACAAUAAGAUGGGCCACUGAAAUUGAACAAUUAAGACGUGAACUACCGAAAUUAGAAUUAAACAUACAACAAUCUGAUAGAAGACGUGUUACUGCAUUAAGAAAUAUAGAAGUAUCAAAAAAUCGUCGAGAUAAAAUAUAUGAAAAUGCUCAAAAAGUAUAUGAAAAAGAAAAUGAACUCUAUAUGAGUUUAGUAACAAAAGCUGCUAAUAACAAAAAACAAAUAGAAAAUUUAGAAAAAUUAAUGAAAUUCAAAUUAGAUGAUCAACAAAAAAAAUUAUCAGUAAAGUAUGGACGUGGUCUCUUAUUAUAUGGUCCACCGGGAACUGGAAAAUCUGAACUACUUAAACGAGUUGCAAUCUAUGCUGGAAUAACAAUGAUUACACAACCAUUAGCUGCUGGUGAACUUAAUCGACCAUAUGUUGGUGAAACAGAAAAACUUCUUGUUGAUAUAAUGUAUCGUGCACAUACUAUUCCAUUUUUAAUUUGUGCAAUGACAAUUGAUGAAAUUGAUGGUCUUGUACCUAAACGUGAUAAUAAUGCACAACAAGGAAAAGUUGAUGGUAUAAGUGUAUUAUUAUCACAUAUUGAAGGUGUAAAAAAUAUUCCAAAUUUAAUUGUAUUUGGUGCUACAAAUCGUCGUAAUAUGAUGGAUGAAGCAUUUCUUCGACGAAUGCAAGCUAAAGUAUUUGUUGGUCGUCCAUCACCAUCAAUAAGAAGUAAUAUGUUAUUACCAUUAGUUUGUAAAGAUUCAAGUGUUUUUACACCAAAACGUAUAGAUUCUUUAGUUAAAAUUACAACAAAUUUUAGUGGUGCUGCCAUAGGUGCAUUAAAAUCAAAUUUAAUUAUUGAAAUGGAUCGAAAUCCUAAAAUAACAGAUCAUCGUCUUUUAGAAUUAGCUGAUAGUGUAGCACGUGAAUUUAAUAUUUGGUUUGGUAUAAGUACAUUACCUGAAAUAUGUCGUUUAAAUCCAACUAUAAUUAAUUCAACACAACAUGAAGAUAAUUAUUCAUUAGAAUUUGAAAAAUUAAAACCAACAGGACGUAUAUUAAUUGAUUAUACUGAUCGUAAAUGUCUUAUUGAAAUAAAAGAUGAACCAACAUUAGAAAAAGAUUUAGAAUCUGAUGAAACAUCUGUACCACGUUUAUUAGCACGUUUUAUACAUGGUUGUUCAACACGAAAUAUUGAUACAAUACAAACAAUUGAUUUAAAUUUUUUAAUAAAACAAAAUGCUUUUGAUGAAAAUCAAAUAUUUGAAUUAUUAACAACAACAUUUCUUGAAUGUAAUGAAUAUAAUAGAUCAAUGCUUAUAUUUGAUAUUGAUUCAUUAAUUAUGUUAAAUAAAUCAGAUUCAGAAAUGUCAACAUCAAAAUCAAUAUCAAAUAUACGUGUCUAUCAAUUUAUACGAGAAAAAUGUAAAACAUCUAUUGUUGAAGAAACAGAGCCAAAUGAAAAGGGUGUCGUUACAAAAAUUGAAAAAUGGAUUGUUAUGAUUGUGAAAGAUCCAUGGUUGAAGAAUACAUUGGUUGAUGAUAUUGAAUUUAGAAAAUCAUCCGCUCAAGUUCUUAUAGAUGAUAUAGAUGAAAAGAAACGUAUUGAUGAAGAAACACCAAGAAAAUGUCCUAAAUGUUUACGAAAUUAUACACCCAAAGAUGCACGUGAUGGAGGUUGUUAUUAUCAUCCAGGUUUUGUUGUUGAUAUUGAUCAUCCAAAUGAACAAUUAACUGGUGAGAAAGCACAAGCAAUUCUACAAUGUGUACUAUUGCAGAAAUUACCCGAACAAGAAAUACCGAAAUUAAUAUGGGCGUGCUGUUUACGUCGAUAUGGUGAAUCGAUACAACCAUGUGAAAUAGGCAAAUGUGGCUUGCCAAAAGAAUUAGAAGGUACAGUUCAGAUGAAUAAUGAUGAUUAUAUUAACAUGGUACAAGAACAUUUCAAGAAAAGUCCAACAGCUAGAAAAAAUUUAGAUGAAUUUUUGCGGAGGUACAGACAAACAACAACAAAAAAAGGUCCUACAGGAACAUCGGUACAAUCAUCAACAGAACGAAAAUAG
Molecule: messenger RNA, 3129 nt
Organism: Rotaria sp. Silwood1
Lineage: Eukaryota; Metazoa; Rotifera; Eurotatoria; Philodinida; Philodinidae
Source: the annotation of a GenBank genome assembly